Tetrahymena thermophila SB210 is the source of this 687-nucleotide messenger RNA. RefSeq lists its product as hypothetical. The transcript is spliced from 7 exons. NCBI's taxonomy places the organism in Eukaryota, Ciliophora, Oligohymenophorea, Hymenostomatida, Tetrahymenidae. The record is from RefSeq and is a predicted model, not a curated record.
AUGUAAGCUAAAUUAUUAAUUUUCUUCAUUAGCUUGAAAACAACAAAAAUAUUCAUAUAAUAUUAUUAUAAAAUAAAGUCAUUCUCAAUAUAUAUUUGUAAUUAUUAAGGAUCGAAUUUCUAUUGCGAGAGGGAAAAUAUACGAAGUAAUUAUUUAGUAAUAAAAAAAUUUAAUAAAUUUGGUUAAAAAAAGCACAAUAUAGAGAAACUAAAAUAUAGUAAGUUAUAACUUAAGAAAAAGGCUAAACAUAAAUAAAUAAGUACACUAGACGAAGCAGUUUUGAUGGAUUUUAUCUCGAACUAUAUUAUUAUUGAUCGCACUGGUAGAGCAGCUUCUAAUUUAGAAAAAAAAUCAGAUGAUCAAUCGAAUAUGAGCAAAGAGUUUAUGAGAUAGAAUCUUUUUCAAAACAACAACAGUAAUAAUUAUAGACUCGGUAAAUCUCCUCGUCCAGUGGCAAAUACUCAGUUUUAUAGUUAGAAGAAGUAAUCAAAUAUUGUAGAGGAUUAGCUAAGCAAAGCAUGGCAACUCAUAGACACUGUUGAUAGGCACUUAUCUAAUUCGAAUAGAGAUGAAAAAUUUUUUUUAGAAAUCAAUCAAGAUAGGAAUGAGAUGAUUAGCUAAUUGAGCUUAAUUAAUAGGAGAAGACUUCAAUUCAAAAUUCAACAAUAGCUCUACUUAUAAGAAUGA